AUGGAAGAAUUGCCUGAGAUUCAAUAUCGAUUGGCAAGGCUCUCAGAAAAUGAUAUAGACGAUACAGUAUCCUAUUUGAUUAGCUUCUCACUUUCCAAAAUUGAAAAUCUUAGUAUAAUCGCUCGACAAAUUAUAAAAUUUUCCGCAAUUCGAGUAAAUUCAUGCGAUAUUUACAUUAAACUUAUAUCAAAAUUGGAAGAAGAUGAUUCUAUUAAAGAUAGAAUGAAACAAGAGCUUGAAAAAUAUAUUAUCAACAGAUUUACCUAUCAUUAUAUGGACAAAUUUUUAUUAUCCCUCGUCAGAAUUUACAUACAGCAGAGCAUCAUUAGUUUUGAGCCAAUAAAGACAUUUCUAGAAAAAAUUGAUUAUCAAGAUUUUCAUAUUAUAUAUCCAUACUAUAUUCUUUUCUUAUACGAAUUCUUUCCUGAAAGUGAACAAUACAGAUACAAGCACAUAUUUAUGCAAUAUCAAACCAAAUACCAAAAUCUUCAAGAUUUUCCAUUAAAUAUCGAUAUUGAUAAUUUCAAACCUUCGACAUGCAUUUCAGGUGAUCAAGAAGACUCUCUAUACAUGUCAAUCAAGAACGAUGACUUUGAAUUAUUUUCAAGUUAUACAACUCUUCCAAAUUUCACAGUUAAUGAUCACAUAGAUUACAAACCAUUAGACCCAUACUUUCCCUAUAUUACUGAUCCAACGUCGAUAAAUGCUGCCGCAUUUUUUGGUUCAAAAACGAUUUUUAAAUUUUUAAUAUCAAAUAACGCAGAUAUCACUCAAUUUACUGCAAUGAAUGCUGUUGCAUCUGGUAAUACUGAGAUAAUUAGAAUAUGUUUCCAGCAUAAACUACUUGAUUUCAAAUGUAUUCCUUAUUCUUUGAAAUUUUACAGACAUGACAUCUAUCAUUGGCUUUUAGACAUGCCAAACAUAAAAAUACCAAUGAGUAACUUGAUAAAAACAGUUGCUCCUUAUGGUGAUGCUUAUAUUUUGAAGGAAUUAAUUGAAGAAUUUAAUGUUCCUGCUAUUAACGUUUAUAAGAUAUUCAUAUUAAUGGGUGAUUAUGAUCUUGUUCGAUUUUACCUAAAUUAUAAUCCAAAUAUCAAUGAAAUGGAAAUGAAAGAAUACGCGUUUCUUUUUUCAGCGAAUGAUGGUGAAAUGAUUGAUCUUUUACUUUCUAUACCAGGUAUUAAUGUCAAUGUUGUUAAUUAUGAUAAGGAAACGUUUCUGCACAAGCUUGUUGAAGCAAAUAAUUACAAAUAUCUCCAAAAGUUUUUAGAUAUGGGUGUUAUUGAUUGCAAUGCUCAAACAAGAGCAGGUGAAACACCUUUGCACUGGGCUGCUCAUAAAAAUGAUUUAAUUUCAAUUCAAAUUCUGUUGAAUCAUGAAAAAGUUGAUCCAAAUAUUACUGCUAAGAACAUGAGAACCGCUUAUGAUAUAUCAUUGAUUAAUAAAACUCCCGAAAUUCUCGAGUUAUAUAAGAAAUGUCCAAGAAUGGAGUUUAAUUAG
Molecule: messenger RNA, 1500 nt
Organism: Trichomonas vaginalis G3
Lineage: Eukaryota; Parabasalia; Trichomonadida; Trichomonadidae
Product: Ankyrin repeat family
Exons: 1
Coding region: 1-1500 (499 amino acids)
Molecular function (GO): protein binding
Source: RefSeq, a predicted model, not a curated record